AUGAAGUCAUAUCCGUUCCUCAGUUCCCCUUGGGUCGACUCCGAAUCCUCUAUCGCGUCGUCCACAUCGUCGUCAUCCGAUGAAAGUUGUGGGCACCCAUCGGACCUCCGAUACCGGAAUGAAACCAAACUGAAAUCGCAUUCACUUUCCCCCUCAGCAGCCAGACCCCGCCGUCUUAGCCGCACAAAUUCCAGCACAGAACCCGGCACCUGGAACAUCUACUACGCUGUGGCCCGCUUGAUCGACCACCUUCGCACGUUGCCAGCACCCUUGUGCUCUCCCAAGCGGACCAACCUCACCACACCCCCUUCCAUCCCUUCUCCUGCAGAAGCAAUCACUGCCGCCCGCAACUUCCCUAUCUCGUCUCACGCAUGGCGCUCAUUCCCAUCACUCAUCUUCGCCUCUCUCAGCACCUCCGUCUUUGACGGCCUGCUGGACGAGCACGUUGUGAAGCUGGCGUGGACGAGCUUGGAUAGGCAUAUUAGCGGGAGAACCAGGGUAAUAGGAGGUCCAGAGAAGUGGGUUGGGGGGAGUGAUGGCGCUGUAAGAGACGGGGCUGAAGGGAAUGUGAAAGCCAAAGUGAAGAUCGAGCUGAAUACCGUAGUGCUGCAGAGUGCAAACAGGGACGAGAUUGUGGGGACGCUAUUGCAUCACAUGAUUCAUGCGUAUUUGGUGGUUGUUUGUGAGAGUGUUGGAACGUACUCACGCUAUUACGGUGGAGAUGAUGAGGAUGGCGAAAGAGGGAUUUCUGAUGGAGAAGGGCAAAGACACGGCAGUUGUGACCAAGACGAGGACUGCCUUGCACACGGCAACUCCUUCGCCGCCAUCUUAUGGGAAAUACGGGCCCAAGCCGCGAAAUGCGAAGCAGACCGCGAACGACCGUUGCCCAUUGGCUUCGGCCACAGGCUCCCAAGCGCUUUCCCGCAACGCAUGGGCGAUUCAUCCCCUCACAAGUCUGUCCGGAGCCCUCGCAGCGUCAACCACAACACCAACAAGACCAACACCAAGCUCGCUGGCACUGCCUCCUCCUCCUCCUCCCCCUCCUCCUCUUCCGCUUCCCCCGACCAUCAUCCUCGCAACAGCACCCACUGCCCCGCCUCCGUGCCCGUCAUCCCCCUCGACUCCGUUUCCGCCUGGUACGCAGCCGAGUGCGCGCCCUUCCUCGCCGCCGCCCCCCGCUGCAUGCGCAAAAACCACCUCUACGCCUGCUCCUUCUCCACCACCAAGGGGGGCGGCGGCGGCCACCUCCACGCCACCUCGACGACGGGCCGCCCGGCGCCGUCCGCGUCCGUCGCCUUCGUGUACGACGGCGACAAGCCGAUCGGCGUGCCGCGCGCCGCCGUCGAGCGGUUCAGGAGCCUGCGCGAGGAUGUGUUCGCGGAGGGCAGGCGCCGCUGGGUCGAGUUGCCGCGACACGUCGGGAGGGAGGAGGAGGUGGGCGCGCUGAUGGAGUUUUUGAGGGGCGAGACGUACCGUCCGGUGGCGGGGUGGUUGCGCGCCGGGUGGGCGGAGGCAGCGGGAGAUCAGGAGGAUGGGGCGUGUGGAGGGGCUGGAGGCGAAGGCCGGGCGCCUGUCAUCAGCGCAGAUGUCGGGACUCAUCGCCGCCGCUGCCGCUGCCGCUGCCGCUGCCGCCGUCGUCGCAAGGCUCGAGGGUCUCGAGGGGAUGCUCGUGAUGUUGGCUCUGAGAGCGACGAAGAAGAGGAGGGGGAGGAAGAGGAAGAUGAUGAUGUUGAUGUUGAUGUUGAUAAUGAUGGUGGUCAUUGUUGUCGUCGUCGUCAUAAGCACCACAGAGCUCGCGCCCACCAUCUCCUCGACAUCCGCGUCUAUCGCCUCGCCAGCGCCAUCGGCUUCUUAGAGCUCGCUACCUAUGCUAUCAGGCGUUUGUACUCCCGCCGCACUCUAAUGUCGGGCGAGGAUCCGAUCGAACUGCUCGAAACCAUCUAUUUCCCCAACAACGAUGACGGUGGCAAGGAGGAGGUGCAGCAGCAGCAGCCGCCGCCCCAGCCGUUGCGUACUUGGGUACGGGCUUUCUUGUCCCGUCGUGAGGAUGGGUAUGGGUCGGGCAUGGUCUCGAACAUGACCAAGUUGCAGACGCGCAGUCAGUGGGAAAAACGGUGGCGUGCGCUUCUGGCCAGAAGUGGCAAACAAGGAGGACGGCCGCUACUUGAGGACGUGAGAGCGGCGUAUUACAUGCAGGAUGGUGCAGCAGGAAGACAACAGCAGCGGCAGCCGCAAGGCAUGCAGUAUGUGGGUUAUCGUCGGGCGUGGAAGCCUUGGUACACAGAAGAUCCGAUAGCUGAGGGCCCAGACGGUUCAUCCGCUUUUACGACCGACGAAAGUUCUCACGGUGAUGACAACCCCUCCGCGGAUGAGGAGACAAGGCGACCGCCAUAUGAUGAGUUCAACAGCGCCGCCCCAAGGCACAAACAGAGACUCAGUCCACAGUUAUCUUCGGUGCAGCACAACGGAUACAUUCCACCUUUUCCAGGCUGGUGGGGUGGCCAUGAUUAUUUGUAUCCCUACCCGUAUUCAUAUCCUUUCCCACUGUCGCCAUCCCCUGCUCCUCGUUUCUUCCAGUACUAUGGAGCUCCCCAGCCAUAUGAGUCGCCACAUCAGCAGGUGCAGCCGCAGUCUCAAUCAAGACGCAAAAACAGUGCGCCUCAGUCCUACUAUGCGGCAGCUGAUACAGCAACCACAAUGUCUUCAGUACCGACAGACGAGGAGACUGCAAAGGGAUGCUACGCAGCUGCCAAGGGAGACGAGGAAAAUGGACGUCAACGAAACCCCACGCAGCGUACUUCCAGUGACGGGAGUCGCAGACGUCAAGCACAGAAAAGGUUCAACAUGGAAUGGAGGCCGGGAGCGUUCCCGGAGAGAUCGUGGUGA
Molecule: messenger RNA, 2886 nt
Organism: Diplodia corticola
Lineage: Eukaryota; Fungi; Ascomycota; Dothideomycetes; Botryosphaeriales; Botryosphaeriaceae
Exons: 1
Coding region: 1-2886 (961 amino acids)
Source: RefSeq, a predicted model, not a curated record